AGUCUUUUCAAGCUUUGAUCGUGGUAUUGUUUACGUUUUUGGAAACAAUGAGGUUGCACCUUGCGGCGAUCCUGAUCAUCUGCAUCGAGCACGUGUCCAAGGCGGUCGCCCAAGGGAUGCCGAUCAGUCCCUGCCCCAAGAUCUUCCAGUACCGCUUCGACGGAACCGAGUGGUUCGGCCUAAUGGCCAUACGCAGUCCGGAUGUCCACCAGCCGCUCCACAUACGGGUCACGCUCUCGAUGCGGGGCAAACCCACUACGAACUACCUGGGCGAAAUCGAGCUGCUCACCCGCGGAAAGUUUAGCCACAACGCACAGGUCCUCUACAGGAUCCGAUUCCCCAAGCACCACUUCCCACCCAAGCUGCUGCUCAUGUCGGCCAACAACCAUGUGAUCUGCUUCGGAUCCGGCGAGCAAAGCAUCUUCAUGACCCAAAUCCAGCUGGAGCACAUCAGGAAAUUGGCUUUUAUUCCGGAUAAGAAGAGCUCCCUUCUACUGGAUCCCGAGGAGGCAGAAAAAACGAUUGCCGACUUUGCCGCCAAGCCGCCAGAUUCGCCGCACAUCCAGUUCAAGAAAAAACCUUUUGGCCAGCCGCCCAAAGAGACCUGCGGACGCAUCGACAGAGACCUCGACUUUCGGUUAUCCCAAAGAAAGGACACUGUGCCAAGCGAAAUCAGCCCAAAGAGCUCCGAUGCCAUCGCAUCGCCAGUGUUUGUUGACGACGACGAUGAAGACUUCGAGCACUUCGGGGAUGAAGCGGAAGACGAUGAGGGGGACACGCUGGAUGUCAAUGACAGCCUGCCUUCGAUCACCAGGGGAUCGUGGCCCUGGCUGGCGGCCAUCUAUGUGAACAACCUGACCUCCUUGGACUUUCAGUGCGGCGGGACGCUCGUCUCGGGACGCGUGGUCAUCAGCUCCGCGCACUGCUUUAAGUUGUUCAGCAAGCGCUACACGUCCAACGAGGUGCUCGUCUUCCUGGGCAGGCAUAAUCUCAAAAACUGGAACGAGGAGGGAUCUCUGGCGGCCCCAGUGGAUGGCAUUUACAUCCAUCCCGACUUUAACAGCCAGCUAAGCAGCUACGAUGCCGACAUUGCUGUGAUAAUGCUGAAGGACGAAGUUCGUAUUCUUCCAUGCAGAUUCAACACCUUUAUUCGCCCCGCCUGCCUGUGGUCUGGGUCCAGCAAGGCGGAGUACAUUGUGGGCGAGCACGGCAUCGUCAUCGGCUGGAGUUUUGACAGAUCGAACAGGACGCAGGAUCAGAAGCUGUCGGCGUCCAUGGGCAAGAAGGCGGCCGAUACCAGUGCCCCCAAGGUGGUAAAGGCGCCCGUUGUCGGCAACACGGAGUGCUUCCGGGCCAACCCCAACUUCCGCAGCCUCUCCUCCAACCGCACCUUUUGCGCUGGCAUCCAGACGGAGGAACGGGAGCCGCACCAGAGCGGUGCUAGCCCCUACACUGGCAUCUCGGGGGCCGGGUUGUUCAUCCGCAAGAACAAUCGCUGGAUGCUGCGCGGCACAGUGUCGGCGACCCUGCCCGCCGUGGAGUCACCGGAUCCGGGAUCAGGCCAUGGCCACUGUUGUGGCAACCAGUACAUCAUAUAUGCUGACGUGGCCAAAUUUCUUGAUUGGAUCACGGCCUUCAUUAUUUAAAUCAUGCCCAAAAGUAGAUGGGAUAACUAAAUAUCUAAAUAAGCGCUGUGAUAGCCCCAUGGGCAUAGCGAUGGGAGGAAAUCUGUGAACUGUGAGGCACCUUCCAAGUACAACUCCGAGUACUUAGCCGAUUUGGGGUUUUCUUAGUUUCUCUAAUGAAAAUUGUGAUUGCGGCAUAAGAUAGUAGAGCAAUACAUAUAAAUAAAUUAUAGCACGGGAAAGCCGAAACAAUUAACAAGGUUUUGCAGA
This is a messenger RNA of Drosophila rhopaloa, 1895 nucleotides long. RefSeq names its product serine protease gd. Bases 48 to 1646 code for a protein of 532 amino acids. The transcript has 5 exons. Gene Ontology annotation, molecular function: serine-type endopeptidase activity. NCBI's taxonomy places the organism in Eukaryota, Metazoa, Arthropoda, Insecta, Diptera, Drosophilidae. Gene Ontology annotation, biological process: proteolysis. The record is from RefSeq and is a predicted model, not a curated record.